This is a messenger RNA of Callorhinus ursinus (northern fur seal), 5022 nucleotides long. The record is from RefSeq and is a predicted model, not a curated record. NCBI's taxonomy places the organism in Eukaryota, Metazoa, Chordata, Mammalia, Carnivora, Otariidae.
AGAGAUUAUUUCAUAUCAGUGCAUUAAAUAUGUAAUUUUAAUAAAAAUAGAUUUAACUUUGUAUCAGUAAUAAUUACCUUUUUGUUUACCAGUUAUAGCCUAGAUUUUAUCCAUUAAUAAGUAUUUGUUUCUGUAUCAGAUUUGUGUAAGCAAAUUAAGCAGCAGGAAAUCUGGGUUUUUCCCUAGUUCCCCUUUCCAAACAUUCUUGAGGCUUCCCGAGAUAUCUUGAUGUAUAACCUGACCAUUCCCUAGGCAUCUCCAGUUUGUGGGUCAUGUUCUCUCUGGGAGGUGGAAAGGGAAGACAUUUGGAUUCUGGAGCCCAGUGUCCAGGUUUGAAUCCCCUGCUCUGCCACUUAUUAGCAGUGUGACUUGAGUAAAUUAACUCUUGGUACUGAUUCAGUUUCUUCAUCUGUAGAUGCAUUGAAUAUUCCCUUUCUUGUAUAGUCGUAUUGAGAACUAAAUGAGUGAAAAGUGCCUGACACACAGGAAGCACUGUAAAUGUUAGCCAGUUUUAUUAUAUUAUUGAUCACUCAGCUGUCUGCUGCCCAAGCUGUGGCCAGUCUCCAGACAGCUAACUCCACACUCUCAUCACUGACCUCCUUAGACUUUGGCCUCUGGCUAGUGAGGAAACUUCAUUCUCUUCUUCAGAAACUGAUCUUUUAAAGUAGGUUCUCCCAGCUGGCCAGUGAUGCCCUUUAUACCACAGCUGCCUUCUUAAGGCACUGGGUCUGUCUACACAGUCGGGGUGAAGCAGAGCCUCCAGUCUGCCUGGAACUCUGGCACUCUUGAAUCCCUUGCUGCUCACACUAGACUUCCUGCCACAAUUCUUAUGCAUGUUUUUCCUCAUGCGUGACUUUUCCCAAGACCAGUGGUCCCAUUCUGUAUUGUUCCUUCAGGAGCCUCCAUGCUUGUAUGUGUCUGAAACCAGUUAAUAUCAGGGGUUAGGCUCUUUCCAUUAGGUUCCCGGGCCCCAUGUAAAUCAGGGGAUGUGGCUUGAUAUCUAUUUUAAGGGCUCCUGCACAUACUGUGACUGAUCAUGUUUCCCAAACAUACUGUAUGAUAGUUAGAGGGCCAGUGUCCCCUGAGCUCACAGGGAUCCCUACAGAGCACUGACAGCUCUAGCCCGGCCAGGACAGCAAUAUGGACAGUUACAGCUAACACUUGAAUAGCAGUUUCCAUUACAAGGUGCUUUUCACAUAACUUAACUCCUGCAGCUCUGAGGAAGGGGCAGUAUGACUAGAAGCACAGCCACAUAGAUAAAAAAAAGCCUUCCUUUUGCUUCUGUGUUACUCAUACCAAGCUACCUUCUUAGAUGAAAAAAGACCAUAUUUUGCAGUUUUAGUGAGGGGAUUUAAUGUUAGCUAAGUUUGGGGUGAAAUUAACAGUAUUAAAAACUAUUAAGUAAUCUCAUUUAAAUUUAGGCCUCCUUGUACUCUGUAGGUUUGUGUGAACUGUAGCUAAUUUUGUAAAAAAAAAAAAAAAAAUUGUCCUUUUUCUCAGAGCCACAAUGGACACAGCUAGCCAUAGCCUUGUCCUUCUGCAGCAGCUGAACAUGCAGCGAGAAUUUGGUUUUCUGUGUGAUUGCACAGUUGCCAUUGGAGAUGUUUACUUCAAAGCCCACAGAGCAGUGCUUGCUGCUUUUUCUAACUAUUUCAAGAUGAUAUUUAUUCACCAAACAAGUGAAUGCAUAAAAAUACAACCAACUGACAUCCAGCCUGACAUAUUCAGCUAUUUGUUGCACAUUAUGUACACGGGGAAAGGGCCAAAACAGAUUGUGGAUCACAGUCGUUUGGAGGAAGGGAUUCGAUUUCUUCACGCCGACUACCUUUCUCACAUUGCGACUGAAAUGAAUCAAGCGUUCUCACCAGAGACUGUGCAGUCUUCAAAUUUGUAUGGCAUUCAGAUCUCAACGACCCAAAAAACAGCUGUCAAGCCCGGGCUGGAGGUCAAGGAAGCUCCUGCCAGUAACAAUGGCAACAGAGCUGCUGUCCAGGGUGACCACCGCCAGCUGCAGCUCUCUCUGGCCAUCGGGCUGGAUGACGGCACCACAGAGCAGCAGAGGACCCGUCCUGCUGCCCAGGCCUUGGAGGGGCGCCAGGAGCCCCCAGUGUCCAUCAAGCAGGAGACAUGUGACCCAGAGUCUGCCCAGAGCCACCCCUCACCCUCAUCCGAGGCGACAGGCCCCACUUUCACGGAAAGCAGCAUCAAAACACACUUGUGCCAUUACUGUGGGGAACGUUUUGAUUCCCGUAGUAACCUACGGCAACAUCUCCAUACCCAUGUGUCUGGAUCCCUCCCAUUCGGUGUCCCUGCUUCCAUUCUGGAAAGCAAUGACCUUGGUGAAGUACAUCCACUUAAUGAAAAUAGUGAGGCCCUUGAAUGCCGCAGGCUCAGCUCCUUCAUUGUCACGGAGAAUGAGCAGCAGCGUGACCACUCAAACCAGGGUGCCACAGAGCCUCUGCAGAUCAGUCAAGUGGCUUUAAUCUCCAAAGACACAGAGCCAGUAGAAUUAAACUGUAAUUUUUCUUUCUCAAGGAAAAGAAAAAUCAGCUGUUCCAUCUGUGGUCAUAAAUUUCUCCGAAAGAGCCAAUUGCUAGAACACAUGUAUACACACAAAGGUAAAUCUUACAGAUAUAACCGAUGCCAAAGGUUCGGCAAUGCGUUAGCCCAGAGAUUUCAGCCAUAUUGUGACAGUUGGUCUGAUGUCCCCCUGAAAAGUUCUCGCUUGUCACAAGAGCAGUUAGAUUCACCUUGUGCCUUAGAGUCAGAGCUCACACAAGAAAAUGCAGACUCUAUCCUUGUGGAGUAGCAGUUUCUCCUUCAUGAUUUUUAUACCCAUGCUGAAAAAGAAAAUUCACAUGAAUUUGUAUUCAUAAAUUAUUUUCCUCCUCCACUUCUAUUAACUCUUUUUCUUUACCAUUGAUUCACAGUUUUAAGGUUGUAUAUAUGAGGUCUUCUUAUUGUAAGAUAUAUUAUACAUAUGGCUAUUAAAAUGUAACCUUCAAGUAGAGCUAUGAACAUGCAUAAAUCACAAUUUAGAAAUCAGAAAUCAAUGUAGGAACUAUGGAGUUUAGAGUAAAUAUUUAUAGAAUUUCUAAGUUGUAGAAUCAGUAAAACCAAAUUGAAGUAAAUGAAAUAUUUUUUAAAGAACAUUCUAGGCUAUCACUUUUGGCUAAUUUUUCACACGAAUAUGCGCCUAUGAAGACUAUUUAAAAAUAUUUUCUGCCAUAUAGGAAGUUAAAGUUAUUCUACUGCAUAACUAUAUGUUUUAAUCUAUGUAAGUUUUGUUUUAGGACAUAGCUAUAAUAAAUCAUAAGUAGUUUUAAAACCACUUUUUACUUAUUAGCUCUGCAGCACCUUACUUGGCUUUUAUUUUUUGACAUUGAGCAUAUCUUAUUUUUAAUAAAAAAUAUUCUAGUGAAAAUAGAGAAAGGGAGAAGAUUCAGACAUUAAAACAAAAUCCUAUGGAGAGACAUAGGAAGAUACAUACAGACAGAUAAACGUAGAGACAGACUCAGAUAGAGCUACACUGACCAACACCCAACACCAGUGUUGUUACCUUCACCUAGAGCAUUUUCUUAAAGACCAUAAGAACAAUUUGAGAUUUUUUUUAUGACCAGAGGUUUACAUCAGUUUUUAAAGAGGAAAAUGAUAAAAUAGAAAUUAUCUUUCUACUCUCCGUGUCAGAGGAUUUUCUAGGCUGCCCGAGUUGAUGUGGAUUUUCUAAGUGUCACUUGACAAAGUAAUUCUUCAAUGACACAGUUUUCAUUUUUUUUCUGAUCCAUAUCCAGAGUAGAUACAGUCAAUGCCCUAAAACUAUGUCUAAAAUCCAUGAUAGCUUUCCCUUUGUGAAUAAACUUAGCUCCCUUUUAUAGCAGUGAAACUUACAAAGCUAUAACAUCAGAAAAAUUAAAACUGAUGGACUAAAUGAUAGAUUCUCCUUCUUUCUGUAGCUGGGGGAUAGCUGGUCAAACUUCACCACAAAGGAUAGACCUAAAUUGUUUCUGAAAUGUUUAAAUUUCAAAAAUUAGUCCAGAAUGACAAAAGAGGGAGGCUUUGAAACAACCCCAUCUUUUUUGUAUGCUGCCCUGUCCAAAGCCUCACAGACAUGUUAGUAGAUCUGGUUUGUGAGGCUUAGAAAUUAAGUGUAUACAGAAACCCUGAGCUCCUUUAUGAUGGCAUCCUUCUGAGGACAUCUCCUGACAGUGUCAGGGUUCAGUCAGAAGGGAGCUCAAAGACUAAUCUAGCUCAUUCUGAGGGCACAAAAGGUUUUCUGUGGGUAAACAGUGAGGUAGGUGAAUUUGAAAUCAGUUUUUCUUGAAGGCUGAAUGAAGAAACCACUGGGCAUUGUCUAAGGCAGUUGAGUUUCCAUCUCAGACAAAUGACUAAAGCUUCCUGGGGUCAAGAUUGAAAUGUGUUGAGAAUGAAAUCUAACUAGCUAUUGAUAUAGGAUCAAUUGUAUUGGGAGUGGUUAAAAACAAAUGUGUUGCUCUUUGGGGUCAGAACUUCAUCUAGUCUUAAGUCAUUCAAGCAGUUAUUCAAAUUUACCCUCAAAGAUGUCUUCUCAUAGGAUGAACACAAAUAUUAACAUUGACUUCAUAUUUUAGGCUAUUCAGGAUAUAUUCCCUAGCCUUCUUCAAGUAAAAGUUUAUUUUUCUCAUUAGGAUAACAGUUUUUUUAUUUCUUUCUUCUCUGUUCUUUCCUUCCUGCCCAGUCGUUAGUCCUUGACACAAGAAAUGUGUAGCUAAAGGGUGGAUUGAGGGUGCAUAUGAGUUGAGGGGUAGGGCAGCAGUGCAGGGCAGAGUCUGAAGAAAUUGUUAAGAGUUUGCUGUGACUGAUUAGCCAUGGCAGACAACAUUAAUUUAAAGCUGAAAUAUAUCUCCAUUUGUUGGGUGUUAAGAAUGUAAUGGUUAACUGUAUUUUUAUUCUCAUUCAUAUAGUUCCUUUUGAUAUUAGAAGUUCAAAGCAAAUGUUCUUUCUUUAGUCUUUUUUUUUUUUUAAGAUUUUAUUUCUUUGAGGGGC